GGAUGGUGUGUCAGUUAUGUAAGCAGGCCCGUGCCUGCCGGGAGUGGCGUCGAUUUUUCGCGAUGGCUUCGACCGCGCAUCACGGCCGCCUGCCAGCAUCGGGUCUGCGAUUGGUUCCAGCAGCUCCCCAACACACCUUACAAUGCCGCCAACCUCCAACAUAUGGGGCGCAUGCCGCUCCAUCGCCAUACGAUCACGACGGCCAGUGUGCCAAUCACAACGGCCUGCGAUCGCGGCGAUUGCGCGACAACUCUCCACUGAUCCAGGAGCGCCGCGCCCGAACGGGAUCCCCAACAUACCCGGUGUGGAAGGAAGCCUGGCUGCUGGCCGCCCAACACCGCCGUCUCCCGAGGACAGCAUCAGAGAGGAGGAUGUUCAGAUGCGGGAGCCGACGCCGGGGGAGCUGGCCCUGUCGCAGCUGGAGCUCACGGCGAUCGGCCUGAACCCCUUCGGCGGGUUCAAGUUCGGGGAGCCGGAGGUACCCGUGGGCAAGCUGCACGAGACGAAAUUCCACAUGAAGCACCGCUACGAGGAGGGUAUAAUACAGCUCACCAAGCUGCUCAUGCGCGACGGAAAGCUGAGCAAGGCACAGAGGGACAUGGCGAUGAUCCUCAACUACCUCCGAACCUCCCCGCCGCCCAAGCUCAACCCCCAGCGGCCCCUGCUGGCCGGGUCCCCGCCGCCCGAGCACCUGCCGCUGAACCCGAACCUGUACCUGAUGCUCGCCAUCGACUCGGUGGCGCCGCUGAUCCGGAUCCGCGGCUUCACGGGCCUCGCGGGCGGCGGCAAGGCGCUCGAGGUGCCCGUGCCCAUGUCGCGGCGGGCGCGGCGGCGGACCGCCUUCAGCUGGAUCAUGGACGUGGUCGAGAAGAAGACGUCGAUGGGGUCCGGCCGCAAGAUGCUGGCGCACCGCAUCGCCGAGGAGAUCGUCGCCGUCGUCGAGGGCCGCAGCACCGUGUGGGACAAGCGCAACAACGUGCACAAGACGGGCACGAGCGUCCGGGCGAACCUGACCUCGCCCGCGCUGCUGAAGAGGAAGGUCUGAUCCGUGCCUCUCGGCUGGUUGGUUGUGGGUGGGUGGGUGUGUUUGAGAAACUGCAUGACGGGUGGGGGUGGCCUGUCUACUACGCACGGGCUUGUAUGAAAUGCUACAUGGUGUAUACUCGUGCGCGAAUGCCUGUUCGAGCAGCUGGAAAGCUGGCGGGCUGUUUGUGUGUGACUGUGGGAUUCCUCCGUCUCACUGGUGAUCCAGCUGUCUGGAAUGCAACGGCACAUCACAUCUACUAAUGCCAUACCGCUGCUGAGGCUUCUCUUUUUUACAUGUAUAUAAAAAAGAAAGCAUCAUAGCGGAGUCCCAAUGGCUUAUGUACUUGAUAUCUAUAUGAUCAUCUCGCGUGGGGGAUUCCUCCACAAAACGUGAUUGCUUAGGAGGGUAUCAUAUAGAAAGGCGGAUGAUCCCUCCCACAGGACAGAGUCUCGUAGGCAGCUAU
This is a messenger RNA of Diaporthe batatas, 1490 nucleotides long. Its product is annotated as mitochondrial 37S ribosomal protein RSM7. The coding region runs from base 143 to 1045 and encodes 300 amino acids. Gene Ontology annotation, molecular function: structural constituent of ribosome; mRNA binding; rRNA binding. Gene Ontology annotation, cellular component: ribosome. Gene Ontology annotation, biological process: ribosomal small subunit assembly; translation. The transcript has 2 exons. NCBI's taxonomy places the organism in Eukaryota, Fungi, Ascomycota, Sordariomycetes, Diaporthales, Diaporthaceae. The record is from RefSeq and is a predicted model, not a curated record.